Messenger RNA from Penicillium canescens, 469 nucleotides. RefSeq lists its product as uncharacterized. NCBI's taxonomy places the organism in Eukaryota, Fungi, Ascomycota, Eurotiomycetes, Eurotiales, Aspergillaceae. Bases 62 to 469 code for a protein of 135 amino acids. The record is from RefSeq and is a predicted model, not a curated record. The transcript has 2 exons.
CCCAGAGACACAAAAAGCCAAUAAUUCAUUCUGCUGCAGUGCUCCAAAUGCGUACCUAACGAUGAGUAAUCACACCGAUGAGGAUCCCAUGGAUCAAGAUAGUUGUACAAGCACGAGCGACGAAGCGAAUCUGCAGCUGGAUCGUGAAUUACAACAAAGCGAAGGAGCCACUCACACAGCGACUGAGCCGUCACGGCAAACUAUCCCAGUUGGGAUUUCACCUGCCUAUGUGAAAGGCUGGGACUCUGCAGAUGCAUUUCGCGAGCUGUACCAAAAUUGGAAAGAUGCUAUUCUAGGAAGAUUUCAGCUAAACCGAUUGGAUUUCAAGCCAUUCUAUGAAGACAAGAAAGACUAUUUCUCCAUCACAGUCCCGACUACCUCGAAUGACAACGGCAAUCGGCGAGCUCUGGGGUACAUAAAAUAUGAGAAAAAGACCGGUCGAGUCACCUUGACCAAUUCCUGCAUGUAA